AUGAACGGCUAUAAAGUUUCCCAGCCAAAUCCCCGAAAGCGCCGAAGACCUGCGCUAGCGUGCGAGCAAUGUCGACGGCGCAAGGUACGAUGCGACCGGGAAAUGCCAUGUGGACCCUGCAUCAAGUCUCACCCCUCGCUGAACUGCGCAUAUGUUGACGAGGGUAAAGCUGCACUGGACGCUAGGCUAGAGUCAUCUCGAUUUAGUGAGCAUGAUCUUUCGUCGCACUCUGAUGAACAACAUGUUUCUUCGGGCGCUGGCCGGAGCUCUGCCGACCGUGCUCGAAUAGCGCAACUUGAACGCAGUAUUAAAGCCCUGCAGAAUCGCGUGCAUGAUCUGGAGCAAAACAAGGCCCACGGUAGCCAAGACCAUCACCAGGAUGAAGAUACUCAGCAAUUGAGUGGAGAAGUUGAUCGCGUCACUGGCAGACUUAGAGGAUCGGAGCAGCCCCAAACAUUUAUUUCCCCCCUAGCACCUCGCAUCAAAAGCGACAAUGGAAGAACCAAGCUGUUUGGUACGACUCAUUGGGCCCUUGUGUUUCAACAGUUCCGUGUUUUACGCCAAGUGCGAAGCACAGCCAGCUAUACGGAUAGUGAACACAACUCCAUCAGCAAAUCGCUUACAGAUAUCCGCAAGCUGAGAUAUCGUAUUAAGAGUCGGCAAGCACCGCAGCUGGUAGAUCCCGCGCCAGGUCUAUUGAGUGAUUUGCCUCCGAGGGAAAUAUGCGACCAGCUGGUCCAGCAUUAUUUACGCACUCUUGGGAUGAUAUAUCGCAUCUUGCAUGUUCCAACCUUUAACCAAGAAUUUGAAAGUUUCUGGGAAGACCCUCAAUCAGCGUCUAGGGGCUUUUUACUCAAGCUUCUGUUGAUCCUUGCUAUCGGGUCCGUCUUCCAUUGCAAGCCUGGGCCAUUGAAUGAGCUCGGUAUGCCGAUCCAGCGCUGGGUGUAUGCGGCACAGUGGUGGUUGUCCGGUCCAUUUUCGAAGGAGAUUGGAAACCUGGAGGGCUUGCAAGUGUAUUGUCUGCUUCUUAUUUGCCGUCAAACUUAUGCGAUGGAUAAGGAAUCGAACUGGAUGUCGGCUGGAGCAUUAUUGCGCCAAGCGGUCGGCCAGGGACUACAUCGUGAUCCCUGCAACUUUCCAACAAUAUCGAUAUUUGAUGGUGAAAUGCGGCGUCGGAUAUGGGCUACCAUAAUAGAGCUUAAUAUUCAGCUGGCCAUUGAUGCAGCAAUGCCACCGUUACUUGCUGAAACGGAUUACGACACUCGACCACCUGCUAAUAUCGACGACGAGGAUAUCGAUCCCUCUACUACAAUCCUACCUCCGAUUCAACUUCAAGAUUUCUUCACAGACUCUUCGCUGCAAAUUUUGCUCUUGCGGUCUUUUCCGAUCCGCUUGCAAGUCGCAAGGACUAUCAACGAGUGCGGUCGGGAACAGCUCUAUGAAACCGCGUUGCAGCUAGGCAGCGUACUGACUUCGGCCUGUAAAGAGAUGGCAGCACUAUUUCGUACUUAUACGACUAGUACCAGAAGAUCCAAGAACCGACCCACCCAGUUUCACUACCAAUUGAUGGAUACUCUACUCCGACGUUUCUUGUUGAACCUUUAUCGACCAUUUACCAUUCAAGCUGCAAAGGACCCCCGUUUCUAUCUCGCCCGAAAACUCAGUCUCGACUCCGCUCUUAUGAUGGCUUCAUAUGGAGAGAUGCCAGAAGGCCUCGCAGACACAGAUCAGCAACCACAUCAAGACUUCCAGCGACUUGCUCUCUCGGGAUCAGGAUUGUUCAAAGCACACUUGUCCCUGGAUGUAAUGAUCGUCAUCUCAUCAGAGCUGAUCACACAACUCGAAGAAGAAUUUGGCGCUCACCCAGAAGGGAUUCCCCCAUUUACUUCGAGUGCAGUUGACCAAAUCGCGAACGCUGCACGAUUUCCGCUCAUUCAGGCACUGGAACGUAUCAAGGGUCAUCUUUAUACCGGUCUAGAGGCGGGCAUCCCGAGUAUGAAACGGUACUGCCUGCUAGCAGGAGUUCUGGCGCAAGUUCAACCAGUCUCCCGUCAAGAGCAAGGGGAUUGGCCCCAUAUUCGUGAAGCAUUUAUGGUCAGCAUGCAGACUUGUCGUACCCUACUUGAGCAACACAUUUCCGAGUCCCAAGUCACCGAAGAAGGGGCCUUACAAACCGCCAUGGGUGAAUCCAGUAUUUGGACGCCUGAGAGUACAUUUGGCUCUAGUUUAGGUUCGGACUUUAUGUUCACUGAUCUAGGACUGGAUGCGUUGAAUUUUUGGGAUCUCCCUUCGUUUGUUGAUGGCAGUGCAUUCGAUCCGCCCAGAGCUGCCUUUGACGUAUAG
Messenger RNA from Penicillium longicatenatum, 2343 nucleotides. RefSeq lists its product as uncharacterized. The record is from RefSeq and is a predicted model, not a curated record. Gene Ontology annotation, molecular function: DNA-binding transcription activator activity, RNA polymerase II-specific; zinc ion binding; RNA polymerase II cis-regulatory region sequence-specific DNA binding. The transcript has 3 exons. Gene Ontology annotation, cellular component: nucleus. Lineage: Eukaryota; Fungi; Ascomycota; Eurotiomycetes; Eurotiales; Aspergillaceae. Gene Ontology annotation, biological process: DNA-templated transcription; regulation of transcription by RNA polymerase II. The coding region runs from base 1 to 2343 and encodes 780 amino acids.